Molecule: messenger RNA, 1586 nt
Organism: Neurospora hispaniola
Lineage: Eukaryota; Fungi; Ascomycota; Sordariomycetes; Sordariales; Sordariaceae
Product: Rtr1/RPAP2 family-domain-containing protein
Exons: 1
Coding region: 167-1336 (389 amino acids)
Cellular component (GO): nucleus; cytoplasm
Molecular function (GO): RNA polymerase II CTD heptapeptide repeat phosphatase activity; RNA polymerase core enzyme binding
Source: RefSeq, a predicted model, not a curated record
UGGAUGUUUUCAAACAAAACGACUUGAACAUUGCCUCACAGGACCAUCAGCAACAAACAAACAGCCUGCGACCACAGCCAUAAAAACUCUCCACCGACCUCCCAACCCAGUUCAAACUUUGCCCACGCUAUCCAGUAAAUAACACCACCUAAACACCAACCCCAAGAUGUCCCCUCCCCCACCAGCCUCCAAACCACCAAAAUCCAUCCUCAAAAAAACCACCCACCCAACAACCGGCUUCUCCCAACUACCUUCACCUACCGAACCCUCCAACCAGCAACAGCAGCGCGACUUCAUCUCCCCCGGCUCCCUCCCCAUCUCCUUCCCCGACCUAUCUUCCCUCCCCACCGAACAGCGGCUCGCCCACGAACAAGCCCUCCUCCUCCAACGCCUAUCCCAAACCGAGCUCAAGCCCGCCAUCCCCCUCGAAACCAUCGAGCUCCUCUCCUCCUCCUUCCCCACCCAGCGCACGCCUCCCGCCUUACACCCUCUCAACCACCAGCCCCUGAGCGCCGCCAACCCCCACCCCGACGAUGCCCGUCAGUUUCUCAAAUUGGUAGCCGACUUCACGCCGCGGGAAUACCUGGAGCUCAUCGAAGAGCGCAACUGUCUGGGUGCGUGCGGGUACGUGCUCUGCCCGCGGAAGAGGAGGCAAUAUGAGGGAGAGUACAAGAUCAUUAUGCGGACGGGCAACAUUGCCAAGACGGAGGACCUGAACAAGUGGUGCUCGGAUGCGUGUGCGGUCCGGGCGCUGUAUGUCAAGGUGCAGUUGGAUAAUCCGAGUUAUAUGACGGAUCUGGAGACGGGGAAGAGGGUGGUCAAGGUUGAGUUGAGAGAGGAGGAGGAGAAGAAGAAGAAGCAGCCGUUUGGAGAGGAAGAGAAGGCCAAGGACAAGGCAGCGACAAGUAUCACAGAAGCGGAGGAGAAAGUCGCUGCUGAUCUGGCGAGACUGGACCUCAAUAGGAAGGCCGAGAUUUCGGAUAAGGCUGCGCAGAUGCAGAGAGACGCUGACGCUUUGGCGGUUGAGAGAGGCCAGGGUAGCGGGAAGCUGGAUAGGCUGCUAGCCGGUCAAGGUGUUGAAGUGACGAUCCGGGAGAAGCCAACGACAGGUCCGGCAAAAGCACCGGAUCAUAUAACGGCGUCCUCUACGGCCCGGAAGAAGAACCCGCAGGAUGCCCAUCAUAUGGUUGAAGGCCAUAAGCCUAGGUUUGGCACUGAUAUCAAGAGCCAGGAAGCUGCAAAGAAAGAUGGCAGCGAGAGCGAAAGUGAAGAUACUGAUGAGGACGAUGAUGACAUUAACGACUAUCUGUCGGGACGCAUGCAAAUAUCCAUGUAGUCCAGGCAAGACAGUAACAACGCUAGAUUGUAGAACCUGCGCAGAACCUGGCCAGACAUAGCAUUUACAGAUGACCAAUCUUAAUAGAUACCCACCUUGAGUCUACUACAGAGUUCGUUGGGCCAACCAAGAACGUAAAGCCUACGUAGUUUUCUAUACCCAGACGGGCGUUUGAUGGCUGUCCAAGUGGCGGACUAGACAAGCUGCGAGUUAGCAUAUCACCAGAACUGGGAGGUACCUUGAUGGCGUU